AGGGCGGGUACGCAGCGAAGUCUCCGCAGUGAGCGCCGCGACGCCUUCGGAGACGUAUCGUAUGAGACGGUCGAUCGGUGAUCGCCGGUAACACGAGGCGGUCUCAGCUAUCUCUCAAGGACGAUUGUGUUGUGUUUUUGUGCUUAAUUUUUGGUUCUGUCAGACUCGAAGAACAGAUUUCACGGGAAACAGGGAGAUUUCUACGAACGAAGACGAGCACCUGCGAUUUGGUUUCGCAUUGAUAACGAAAAGCAGAAACGAUUUGGCCGGGACACACGGCGGGUUUUUGGAGCUGGAGGAUGUCCAGGCUGCUCUUACACAGAGAUAGGUGAGACUGUGCUGAAACGACACGUGCUCCAGGGAUGCGAGAAAUCGCCGGCCCAUUAGAGUUCCAUCCCGUGAGGCAAGCGUUGCCGAGCGGAGCGUAAAACGAAGCGUAUCCACCUAGGAUUCUUCCAGAAACCAUAAGAGAAUGCAAUCCUCUAGAACGCUGGAGGGAUAAUAAAACAGCAGAGUAUUCCUUAAACGACAAGGCCAUGGGAAGAAGCGCGCGGUUACAUCGAAGAACCUUCGAAUAAAUAUGAAGAAAGAGGAGUUCCACGAGAUUUCACGAACCGAGAGCAAAAAACAUCGUCUACCGUCGAAGGAUCUUCCAUUAUCACAUUUCGGAUGGAACGAGCGUGUUCUCGGUUGUCUUAAUCUCGGUUCGAUUCAUGCAAAUCUCGAAACGACGCGAGAAUCAAAAGAGUAGCGAGCUGUUGAAACUGGAUGUCGUGAACACGGUAAAGAUAACCGAUCGAACGAGAUCGUAUCGAGCCUCCUCGUGAUCUAGCCAAUCGUUUCUCAUGAAAAUAACCGUUGGAAUCGAAGAACGCGGUGAAGCGAACUCAAAGAAACGACGAAGAGUAUAGGAAAGUAGCAUAAGAACGAGAGUAACCCAGUUCUCGUUGACUCGUCGGUUUCAUUUGGAUAUCUCGAUUCCCUUUAUCUUGGUCGAUUUCCAUUCCUGGCGACGAACGUCCCGUCGUUUCACAUCCUCCCACGUCGUGUACAUAAAAAUAUAACGAGCUCCGGCACGGCUUAUGGGGGACAACGGGGGACCAAGGGUAAAAGGGAAGAGGAUAGAGCGAGGCCACGCGAUAUACUCACAGUAUUGGCCGGUAUAAUGUCAUAAAACCUGCAGAACAGUCCAUCUACGUGAGCGGUAAAGCCGUGGACGACGUCCUAACGCUCGGAAUUGGUACACUGCGCAUUCGUUCCGGACACUUUCGACGGUUGCUCUAUGGUAUUCCAUGCUAUAGGCGAGGUCUGCUUCUUCAAAGAAUCAUCGUCCAUCUCGACGAAUUCUCUCGGUCACUACCGGAAUCGGAUAAACGUUUCGUAAACAGUUCUCUCGUGUUUUUAGGCCAGACGAUUUUCGAUAGAUCCAUCGUAAAGCGAGGCAAGAACUAUUUUAUACGAGCGUUACCAUCGUUCGUUGAUUGUGAUCACUUUCAACAAUUGAUGAUACCGAAUAAGGAAGUCAGCGAACUAUCAAAGAUUCUGAAUUUUCCAGUCGUUUCACAUUUAAGAAGUAUACUCAUAAUGGAAUAAAUUCUCUUGUUGCAAAAACUAUUGCCAAUUCCGGCUUUCAAGUCUUGAAGUAAACAAGAUCUCUUAAGAACCAUCAAAACUUUUUAUACGAAGACAAUGCUUAAUCUCCGAUAUUCUUCGUAAAACUAUCAACGAGAUAAACCAAUUUCAUAAAAAUUAUAAGAGUAUCACUACUUUUAUCGUUGUUAUGUCCACGUGCAAGUGUUUCCUGCACUCUUCACUGCACGUUAUCUGAGUACGAAUCACGAAAAAUGGAUCAAGUGCACGUGAAAUCGUCGAGGUCGACCUCGAGGAGCAAUCCGACGAAAAUGGCGUGCGAGAAAGCGAGCAGGCGGCUCAGGACGAUCUUGGUGAAGGCAUCCCGCCUUGGCGUCUCGACGACGGAAGUUGCCAAGCUGCCCAGCGCCAAGAAACUCAUCCCGCAGAGAGAUCACGGAUGGAAGUUGGCGGUGUUCCUCCUGGUGAUGUUCGGCGGUGGCGUGAUCGUUGCGUUAGCCUGUACGGCGAGGAAAGGCUGCUCGAAGCUGGAGGAGAUUAACCCCAUGGUGAGACUCGUCGAAACGCUGUACCUUGGGAACACGCAGUCGCGACAGCCACCGCGGUAUCUAUCGGCCUGGUGAAACCUUGUUAGAG
This is a messenger RNA of Bombus pyrosoma, 2226 nucleotides long. RefSeq lists its product as uncharacterized. The record is from RefSeq and is a predicted model, not a curated record. NCBI's taxonomy places the organism in Eukaryota, Metazoa, Arthropoda, Insecta, Hymenoptera, Apidae. Bases 1845 to 2213 code for a protein of 122 amino acids. The transcript is spliced from 3 exons.